Molecule: messenger RNA, 2198 nt
Organism: Populus nigra (black poplar)
Lineage: Eukaryota; Viridiplantae; Streptophyta; Magnoliopsida; Malpighiales; Salicaceae
Exons: 2
Coding region: 139-1833 (564 amino acids)
Biological process (GO): rRNA processing
Cellular component (GO): nucleus; preribosome, large subunit precursor; preribosome, small subunit precursor
Source: RefSeq, a predicted model, not a curated record
ACCCCUAGGGUUUUCACUCUUCGUCAGUUGUCACGUAUCAGGAAAAAGGGAAAACAUCGUCGGCAUAUAUACAUACAUCUUACCUCUCUCAAAUUCCUUAAAAAAAACCCUUGUUUCUUCUCUCACCAAUCAAGAAAAAUGGAGGAGGAACUCCACAUCCAAGCUCAAACGUCGAAAGCCCUAAUAAAACAACUAGCAUCAAGCGACACAAAAACCCGAAACAAGUCCUUAAAGAUUCUCUUAAACAAAUGGUUACCUUCACAACCUCAAAUCUCUGAAGAAACUAUGAAGAAAAUAUGGAAAGGGCUGUUUUACUGUAUGUGGCAUGCUGACAAGUCUUUAGCUCAGAACCAACUAAUCAACAAAUUGAGUUCUUUACUUACUGUUAUUGAAGUUGAAUCUGUUUGUUUUAGUUAUUUCUCUGUUUUUUUAGUUACUAUGAGAAGGGAAUGGUCUGGUAUUGAUGGGUUGAGGUUAGAUAAGUUUUAUCUUUUGAUUAGGAGAUUUGUGAAUUCUUUUUUUGGUUUCUUGAAAAAGAAGGGGUGGGCUUUGGAUGUUGUGGAAAGGUUUAUGAGGGUUUUUGUGGAAAAAGGUUUUUUAGCUGAUGAUAAUUUUUUAGGGAACGGUGUUAAUUAUCAUGUUGUUUCGGUUUUUGUUGAGGAAUUGAAGGGUUUUUUGCCCGUGAAGGAGGCGGUUUUGGAGGUGAUUUUUGGGAAUUUUGUGAGUGUAAUGGGGAAGGUGAGUGAUAAGGUUUUGCUGGGGAAGAUUAAGAGUAAUGUGUUUGAUCUGUUGUUGCGGAUGGGGAAGGAAUUGUUGGAGGUGAAGAUUAAGGGUGAUGACGUUGGGGACAAUGAUGAGGUGGUGAUUUUGGGUUCAAUUGCUUUGGUAAUGGGGUUCUCUAAGAGGUUUUAUGAGUUGGGUUCUUCAGUCGAGUGUUGUCAAGGGAAUAGGAAAGUGGUUUUGGGGUUACAUGAAGUGUUUUUGAAGUUAGAGAAGGAUUUCGUGGCCUCAGGGAUCAAGAUUGCACUUCCAGAGAGUAAUGGUGACGAGGAUGAAGAGAAGGUGCCGGCUUUGGUUCCUAUUGAUAGUGGUAUGGGAGUGGAAGGUUUGAAUGGUGACGUUGCUAAGGCGCCUGGUAGCAAGAAAUUGAAGAAAAGCAAAAAGGCAAAGGAGUCGGAUGGCAAUAGCAAAAAGGCUAAGAAGAAGAAAAGGAAUGUCAUUUCCAGUUCCCACAGUGAGAGUGAUUCUAUGACUGAUGAGAAUGGUUAUGAGGAUUUACCAAAUGGGGAGAAUUCAAGCAAAGAAAAGACUGUUGAUGAUAAUUUGGUAAGGUUUGAUGAAUCUGCCAUAGCAAAUCUUCAGAGGCAAUUUGAGAAAGUUGCCGCAGAAGUGGGCAUAGAUGAGGGUGUCACUAGUGUCUGUGAUUUUCCUAAAGUCACUGGCAACGGUAAUCUCUCCAAAAAGAGAAAGAGAGCGAAGAGGGUGGAAUUGAAGCAAUCUGAAAAUCAAGAAUCGAACGGCCAAGAAGAUGCUGAAGCUGGCACAAGCACAAUGGCAAAGAGCACUGAGAAGAGUGCAAAAAAAGUCCGGUUUUCCAUGAAAAACAACUUGAUCUGGAAGCCCAGCACUCCUUUACCACCACAAAGUUUGAGAAUACCGCCAUCUGUGACCCCUAGAGGAAGUGCACUUAAAAAAGGGAUACCUCCAGGUCCAGUUAGGGAGAUGCCUGCAAAGAAAAAUAUGAAACAAAGAGCGAAAUCCAUGAAGAAAGUAAUCAAAGGCAUUUCCCCUGCCACUAAGCGCGUAAAGAAGUUAAAAUCACUUGCCGUCUAGAUUUCAAGGAUGGACGUUUGGAAGGCUCGUGAGAUAAUUUGAAGACUACAAGUCAUUCGUCUGAAGCACCUGAUGAUGUGCAAGCGGAGGGGAGCUGUGAAGAUGUGCAGUGUUGGAAAAUGCGUAGUUGGAAAUGGUGUACCAUACUUCGACAUGCUCUGUUAUUUCCCUGUUCGAAUGCUGUACUGGUCACUUGCUCUGCAGUCCUCGUACUCCUAUUUGCUUUGAAAAAAUGGAUCUUCUCUUGAUUGCUUUGUUUUGUGAUGCAAAUACAGGAAAUAUCUUUGGAAUUUUAGGCCAUUUUGUGCCACCGUCAUUGUGACAUGGUUCUCAUUUGCAAAUGGGCGAUAUUCUUUUUGGACUGA